Salvelinus fontinalis (brook trout) is the source of this 6623-nucleotide messenger RNA. Its product is annotated as WD repeat-containing protein 20-like. The record is from RefSeq and is a predicted model, not a curated record. Gene Ontology annotation, molecular function: protein binding. Lineage: Eukaryota; Metazoa; Chordata; Actinopteri; Salmoniformes; Salmonidae. Bases 81 to 1880 code for a protein of 599 amino acids. The transcript has 4 exons.
UGGCGCGAGUCGACUCCAAGUUACCCAUGAACGGUGAUGCGCAUGCUCCAUGCGUAAGAUCCGGGCUCGAGGAAGGAUGAAUGUUAUUGUUAAUUUUAAAGAUGGCGGCGGAGGGAGGAGGGAAGGAGUUGAACGAAAUUAAAACUCAGUUCAAUACACGGGAAGGCGUCUAUAAACUCCUCACUCACUCCGAAUAUAGCCGCCCCAACAGGGUGCCUUUUAAUUCCCAGGGUUCAAACCCCGUCAAAGUCUCCUUCGCCAACGUCAAUGACCAGUCUGGUAACGGCGACAGAAUCUGUUUUAAUGUGGGCCGGGAGCUGUACUUCUACAUCUACAAAGGCGUUAGAAAGGCGGCUGACUUGAGCAAGCCUAUCGACAAGAGGAUAUACAAGGGAACACAGCCCACAUGUCAUGACUUCAACCACCUGACGGCCACGGCGGACGGCGUCUCCCUGCUGGUGGGCUUCUCGGCAGGCCAAGUGCAGCUCAUCGACCCCAUCAAGAAGGAAACCAGUAAGCUCUUCAAUGAGGAAAGACUAAUAGACAAAUCCAGAGUGACUUGUGUAAAAUGGGUGCCCGGCUUGGAGAGGUUGUUCCUUGUCGCUCAUUCCAGUGGAAACAUGUACUUGUACAACAUAGAAAACACGUGUGGCACCACGGCGCCUCACUACCAGUUGCUCAAACAGGGCAAGAACUACUCGGUGCACACAUGUAAGAGCAAGUCCACGCGCAACCCUUUGCUCAAAUGGACGGUGGGCGAGGGAGCGCUCAACGAGUUUGCCUUUUCACCUGACGGGAAGUUCCUGGCGUGUGUCAGCCAGGACGGCUUCCUUCGGGUCUUCAACUUUGACGCGGUGGAGCUGCACGGGACCAUGAAAAGCUACUUUGGGGGUCUGCUGUGCAUGUGCUGGAGUCCGGACGGAAAGUACAUUGUCGCGGGGGGCGAGGAUGAUCUGGUGACCGUGUGGUCGUUUGUGGACUGCCGGGUUAUCGCGCGCGGUCACGGACAUAAAUCAUGGGUCAGCGUGGUGGCGUUUGACCACUACACAACCAGCGUGGAGGAUGCAGACCCUAUGGAGUUCAGCGGCAGCGACGAGGACUUCCAGGGCCAAAUCCACUUUGGUCGCGACCGGGCCAACAGUACGCAGUCCCGGCUCUCCAAACGCAACUCCACAGACAGUCGGACAGUACACACCACGUACAGGUUUGGCUCAGUGGGCCAGGACACUCAGCUGUGCUUGUGGGACCUCACAGAAGAUAUCCUUUUCCCCCACCUCCCGCUUUCCCGGACAAGAACACACACCAAUGUGAUGAACGCUACCAGCCCCCCGGCGGGAGGUGGAGUCGCUGGUGACAUAGUGAACAAUGUGAGUAAUAACCCUAGCACGAACGACAGCGGCGCCAACACCCCCAGUAACUCCCUCUCCUCUCCCCUGCCACGCUCCAACAGCUUACCGCACUCGCCAGCUAUGACUGCCAACAACAAGAGCAGUGCCAUCGCCUCAGGUGUCAGCAAGUUCGCCACGCUCUCCCUUCACGAUCGCAAAGAGCAGCACCAGGAGACGGACCACAAACGGAACCACAGCAUGGGUCACAUUAGCAGCAAGAGCAGUGACAAGCUCAACAUGCUCACCAAAUCCAGAACAGACCCUGCAAAGACUCUUGGGACACUGCUCUGUCCCCGCAUGGAAGACCUACCCCUACUAGAGCCUCUUAUCUGUAAAAAGAUAGCACAUGAGAGACUGACUGUCUUAAUAUUUCUUGAGGACUGUAUAGUGACAGCUUGUCAGGAGGGAUUUAUUUGGACAUGGGCGAGGCCUGGAAAAGUGGGUUUGUCAUCCCAAAAGCAAGCCGUCUCUCCCAGUGGAACGAUAAUAUAGCCAACACUAUUUCUGCUGCUAAGAAACCUGCAUUACACCAGAGCCUGGUGCUGCUCUUCACCCCACAAUGCAUUGCAAGUUUUUUCCUUUCUAUUGUUACUUUUUCUAUUCUCUCUUUAUUUUUUGGUUAUCAUUCACAUGGCCUAAAUGGUAGAAGUAUUCAAAUACAGAAAUGGAAAGGGUGAGGAGACAUUUUGGAUAGUGAUUCUAAUGUAUUUUCUGGACUUUUGAAAUGUGUUUUAAAAUUAUUUGUCUUUUUUUCGCUCCCACAUCGCAACUAGACUGUUUUCUGGACUUUGAGCUUGGCUUAGUUAGAUGCAAACCAAUCAAAUUAUGCUUGUGUUUUAAAAUGAGAGUUCACACAACUUUCAUAAUUCCUAUGCAAGUGGUCCAUGGACCAUAGUCUAAAAACUGCACACAAAAAUCAAGUCGUUUAGCCUUUAUGAUUUUGAAGAUGUACACUGUCAAAGGGUAUUAAAGUUGCUAGAGUCCCAACUGUUUUCUUGACCUAGCUACACACGAUCACAGGUUUCGGUGUGCCUUGUCUUCCAUUCAGAAGACAGUCUCAUUCAUCGUAGGUGUGGUUUUUUUCAGUCACUCCUGGCUCAUAGGCUGCAUUCAAGGUAAGAAAAAGAUUAACAAAUUACAUUUGAGUGAACUAACCCUUUAGCAUCCAAGGAUUUGCCUCUAACCAAAUUCUUUACAAGUAUUUUUUAUAGAAUCUCCCCAUUGAGAACUUUGCACAGAUUUUGUUACAGUGACUGUAAAAACCACACCUACGAUGACUGAGACUGUCUUCUGAACGGAAGACAAGGCACACCAAAACCUGCGAUCGUCUGUAGCUAGGUCAAUACUAAACAAAAAUAUAAACACAACAUGAAACAAUUUCAACGAUUUUAAUGUGUUACAGUUCAUACAAGGAAAUCAGUCAAUUUAAAUAAUUUCAUUAGGCCCUAAUCUAUGGAUUUCACAUUACUGGGAAUACAGAUAUGCAUCUGUUGGUCAGAUACCAACAAACAAAAAGUAGGGGCGUGUAUCGGAAAACCAGUCGGUAUCUGGUGUGACAACCAUUUGCCUCAUGCAGCGCGACACAUCUCCUUCACAUAGAGUUGAUCAGGCUGUUGAUUGUGGCCUGUGGAAUGUUGUCCCUCAAUGGCUGUGCGAAGUUGCUGGAUAUUGGCGGGAACUGGAACACGCUGUCGAUCCAGAGCAUCCCAAACAUGCUCAAUGGGUGACAUGUCUGGUGAGUAACACAACAUGUUGGUCCCAUUUUUAAUGCUGAAAUAAAAGAUUCCAUAAAUGUUCCAUAUGCACAAAAAGAUUAUUUCUCUAAAAUGUUGUGCGCAAAUUGGUUUACAUCCCAGUUAGUGAGCAUUUCUCCUUUGCCAAGAAAAUCCAUCCACCUGACAGGUGUGGCAUAUCAAGAAGCUGAUUAAAAAGCAUGAUCAUUACACAGGUGCACCAUGUACUGUGGACAGUAAAAGGCCACUUUAAAAUGUGCAGAUUUGUCACACACCACAAUGCCACUGAUGUCUCAAGUUUUGAGGGAGUGUGCGAUUGGCAUGCUGACUGCAGAAAUGUCCAACAGAGCUGUUGCCAGAAAAUGUAAUGUUCAUUUCUCUACCAUAAGCUGCCUCCAAUAUCUUUUUAGAGCAUUUGGCAGUACGUCUAACCAGCCUCACAACCGUAGGUCACGGACCACGUGUAACCUCACCAGCCCAGGACAUCCACAUCCGGCUUCUUCACCUGUGGGAUUGUCUGAGGAGGGGUGGGGGAUUCUCAGAAGUAUUUCUGUUUGUAAUAAAGCCCUUUUGUGGGGAAAAACGUAUUCUGAUUGGCUGGUCCUGGCUCCCAAGUGUGUGGGCCUAUGCCCACUCAUGGCUGCGCCCCUAUCCAGUCAUGUGAAAUCGAUAGUUUAGAGCCUAAUGAAUGUAUUUCAAUUGACUGAUUUCCUUCUAUUAACUGUAACUAAAUAAAAUAAUUAAAUUGUUGCAUUUUAUUUUUGUUCAGUAUAGUUUAUUAGAGGAAAAUGGCUUUACAUUUUGGGUGUGCAUUAACUCUGACAGCUGUAAAGAGGAGAAAUUAUUACAAAUCUUUUAUAUCUAGUAAAGGAACACUCUACCUGAAAAAAUAUUUUGUUAUUUUUUUGUUAUUGUUGAUAUAGUCCCAAUGUUUUGCAUGCAAGCAAUCAAGUUUUCAAGAUGUGUAACUUUUGAAAUUCAAUACUGGCUGUAUUUCUGUACUUUUGAGUUAUACAGUACCAGUCAAAAGUUUAGACACCUACUCAUUCAAGGGUUUUUCUUUUUACUAUUUUCUUCAUUGUAGAAUAAUAGUAAAGACAUAAACAAUUACAUAACACAUGGAAUCAUAUAGUAGCUAAAAAAGUGUAAAACAAAUCAAAUAUUUGAGAUUCUUCAAAGUAGCCACCCUUUGCCUUGAUGACAGCUUUGCACACGCUUGGCAUUCUCUCAACCAGCUUCACCGGGAAUGCUUUUCCAACAGUCUUGAAGGAGUUCCCACAUGCUGAGCACUUGUUGGCUGCUUUUCCUUCACUCUGCGGUCCAACUCAUCCCAAACCAUCUCAGUUGGUUUGAGGUCGGGUUAUUGUGGAGGCCAGGUCAUCUGAUGCAGCACUCCAUCACUUUCCUUGUUGGUCGAAUAGCCCUUACACAGUCUGGAGGUGUGUUGGGUCAUUGUCCUGUUGAAAAACAAAUGAUAGUCCCACUAAGCACAAACCAGCUGGGAUGGCGUAUCACUGCAGAAUGCUGUGGUAACCGUGCUGGUUAAGUGUGCAUUAAAUUCUAAAUAAAUCGGUGUCACCCGCAAAGCACCAUCACACCACCUCCUCCAUGCUUCACGGUGGGAACCACACAUUCAGAGAAAAUCCGAUCACCUACUCUGCAUCUCACAAAGACACGGCGGUUGGAACCAAAAAUCUCCAAUUUGGACUCAUCAGACCAAAGGACAAAUUUCCACCGGUCUAAUGUCCAUUGCUCGUGUUUCUUGGCCCAAGCAAGUCUCUUCUUAUUAUUGGUGUACUUUAGUAGUGGUUUCUUUGCAGCAAUUUGACCAUGAAGGCCUGAUUCACGUGAUAAGGGGUGGCAGGUAGCCUAGUGGUUAGAGCGUUGGGCCAGUAACCGAAUCCUCGAGCUGACAAGGUAAAAAAAUCUGUGUGGCAGAUGGUAGACCCCCCCCCCCGCCCCAAAAAUCUGUCGUUCUGCCCCUGAGGAAGGCAGUUAACCCACUGUUCCCUGGGUGCAGAAAACAUGGAUGCCGAUUUAAGGCAGCCCCCCGCACCUCUGAUUUCAGAGGGUUUGGGUUAAAUGCAGAAGGCACAUUUCAGUUAGAGGCAUUCCGUUGUACAACUGACUAGGUAUUCCCCUUUCCCUAAUGUUGAUGUCUAUUACUUGAACUCUGUGAAGCAUUUAUUUGGCUGGUACAGUAAAACUGGUAACUCUAAUGAACCUAUCCUCUGCAGCAGAGGUAACUCUGGGUCUUCCUUUCCUGUGGCGGUCCUCAUGAGAGCCAGUUUCAUCUCAGCGCUUGAUGGUUUUUGUGACUAACCUUGAAGAAAAGUUAUUGAAAUGUUCCGUAUUGACUUACCUUCAUGUCUUAAGGUAAUGUAAUGAUGUUUUAUCUUUGCUUAUUUGAGCUGUUCUUGCCAUAAUAAAGACUUCGCCCUAUUUGGGAAAAUAGCAUCUUCUGUAUACCACCCCAACCUUGUCACAACACAACUGAUUGGCUCCAACGCAUUAAGAAGGAAAGAAUUUCCACAAAUUAACUUUUAACAAGGCACACCUGUUAAUUGAAAUGCAUUCCAGAUGACUACCUCAUGGAUCUGGUUGAGAGAAUGCCAAGAGUGUGCAAAGCUGUCAAAGGCAAAGAAUGGCUACUUUGAAGAAUCACAAAUAUAUUUUGAUUUGUUUAACACUUUUUUUGGUUACUACAUGAUUCCAUAUGUGCUAUUUCAUAGUUUUGAUGUCUUCACUAUUUUUCCACAAUGUAGAAAAUAGUAAAAAAAAAUAUAUAUAAAAACCCUGGAAUGAGUAGGUGUGUCCAAACUUUUGACUGGUACUGUAUAUCUUAACUUGAUUGCUGGACAUGCAAAACAUUUUUGGACUAUAUCAACAAUGGACUAAUGAAACAAAUACCAAAAUAUUGUUUUUGUGUAGGGUGUUUCUUUAAGCAUUUAUUGUAAUUAUUUCAAAUUAAAAUCUGCUCUAUCGUGUUAUUGGAAUUCAGUGAGUGAUCGGGGUAAUAGCAAAUUAUUACUGUAGUGUAAGUUCUAAUCGUUUAAGGAAAUGGUUAUAUUUCUAAUACAGAAAAAUAUACAUUAAUUAUAUUAAAAUCUUGAGUAUGCAGUUCUUUUCUCUUGUACAAAAUUCAUCCAGAUGUAUUUUGAUAUACGAGAUUAAUGUAUUAAAUGCUCGAAUUAUACGCUUAAAAUAAUCACAAUGUGCAGAAGUCAGACAAAGCAGCUGUCAACUUCACAAAUAUUAUGACGCUCAGGAAGUCUUAUAGACUAAGAUAAAGAAAAUAUAUAUUUUGCUUACCAUCAGCAACACUUUUCAAUGUGUCCCAAAAGACCCACAGUAGGACCUUGUUCCGUGUGACACCUAUUUAAGGAGUUAAGUGACUCCACACUAACCACAGAAGGAACGAAUGGUGAAGUGAAUAUAUUUUUGGAUUGUGGUUAACAUUUGACACUUUUUUUUAUUCUUCAUUAAAAAGGUAUAUAUUCUA